AUGAACGAACACUUGUCACCACUUCCAGUUCCAAACUAUUCCUUCAAGGAUCGUGAGAGUAGAAGAGACAAAUACAGAAGACUUCGCUCACGAGGAAAAGAUGUCCCACAUGCUGAUUUUAUUCGUGGAUUUGGGUUGUCAUCACCAAUUUCUACAGCUUCAUUUAUUUCAACAUCUGAAUAUGAUGAAAACGAAAAUUACACUGCUAGAAAGAUCUAUGGUAGUGCCGAGAAUGUAAAGGGGAACAAUUAUGAAGAUCUGGAUAGUUUCUGGGAUGUUUCUAUGACUGGUAUUCAUGUCCGUAGUAAGUCACAGCCAAGGUCUGCACCGGGAUCUAAUUCUCUCCAGAGGAAACAACAACAGACAGAGAAACAAGUGCCAAGGAGACAUACUCUUGGAGGGUCAGCCUUCCGACCUCCAGAGGACGUUCCUGUUAAUGUAAAUGGUAAUCAAGAUGACUCUAGGAAGAGAGAGCAAUUUAUGGACAUGUUGGCUAAAAGAUAUCCAAAGUAUGCUGAAAAAAUAAGUGGAACUUCAAGUGAAGAUGGAUACCCCAUCAGACCACAUGCUCGUAGACCCAGAGAUCCCCAUAGAAGGGCUACGGUAGUGACCUAUAACCCAGCCAAUGUGAGAGAUUAUGAAGAUUUCGAGACUAUGUCUAAUGUGGAAGGACCUGUCAGCUUUCAGAGAGGGAGUUUCAUGAGGAAUAGUUUACCUAUUGUUCGUUCUCCACCCAACACUUAUGAUAGAGCUAUGGGUAUGGUUUUCUUGGUAUAUCAAGAUGAAACAAAGAAAUCUGAUCUUCCUAAUGAAAUUACACACUUAGAUACUGUCAGAGCCUUGUUUGUAAGAUCCUUCCAAGAGAAACUCAAUAUGGAGUAUUUGUCAUCUCCUAGGAGAAAAAUCUACAUCUUAGACCCACGGACCAGUAUUUACUAUCAACUGGAUGAUUUGAGAGAUAUUAAGGACAGAACAGUGUUAAAGUUAUUGGAGAGUGAUAGUGAUAAUCCACAGAAAGUAAGAGAAGUACCUCCAGAGAAACGAGGGAAAAGAUCUGACCAGGGGAUAUAUGAAACACCAGCAACAGCAAUUACAGAUCAAGUAAGAAAAGCCCAGACCUUGCCUGCUUCCAUGUCACAUUCCUACCCUGUAUACAGAGAUCCUAUAUACGCCAGUGAUUAUGAUAUCUAUAGAUCUCCUACUCCAGACUUGACCAGAAGUGCCCCAUCACAUCAUCCACCUGUCAAUUAUGCACACAAUGCAUUGUAUGAUUCACCAGACCGUAUCCGAGGCGAUCGAAACACUCCUGAUAGACACAACCUUGGACCAAUCCCAGAAAAUAUACAAAUGCAGAAUGGUUAUGUACCGGUACCUCAAACUUACCAAGACCAUGAUGGUCGAGGCAGACCAACAUAUCGUCAGCAGGGUCCACAAAGAGGUCCAGAACAGCAUUAUAGGUCAGUGUCUCCACCAGUUCAAAGAAGCCAGCUACCUCCUGGUGAUCCUUUGAGGAGAACUAUGUCUCCUACACCAGCAACUGGUAUGCAGAUCUAUGACUACCUCCAUGGACCAGGUGGGGCAGGUGCCCCUGGUGCUCCACCCCAGACUUACAUUGCCAAAGGGGUCAGGGCCAAUACAAUGGUCUCCCCUUUAAGAGCUUCAGGUCCACCUCCUGAUACAAGACAUCAGCCAAAUCGUCACUCUUUAGCUUUCACACCAAUGUCACCAAGAUCAGCUGAUCAACCCGUCCAGAGAUCUCAGAGCUAUAGGGUAACUCCAGAGAGAGAACAAGUUCCUAUGGUCCCUCCUCAACCUCGCAGUAUUACACCCUCACCUACAACUGAUCCAGAAACCAGGGUAACUCCAGAGAGAGAACAAGUACCUAUGGUCCCUCCUCCACCUCACAGUAUUACAUCUUCACCUACAACUGAUCCAGAAACCAGGGUAACUCCAGAGAGAGAACAAGUACCUAUGGUCCCUCCCCCACCUCACAGUAUUACACCCUCACCUACAACUGAUCCAGAAACCAGGGUAACUCCAGAGAGAGAACAAGAACCUAUGGUCCCUCCUCCACCUCGCAGUAUUACACCCUCACCUACAACUGAUCCAGAAACCAGGGUAACUCCAGAGAGAGAACAAGAACCUAUGGUCCCUCCUCCACCUCGCAGUAUUACACCCUCACCUACAACUGAUCCAGAAACCAGGGUAACUCCAGAGAGAGAACAAGUACCUAUGGUCCCUCCCCCACCUCACAGUAUUACACCCUCACCUACAACUGAUCCAGAAACCAGGGUAACUCCAGAGAGAGAACAAGUACCUAUGGUCCCUCCUCCACCUCGCAGUAUUACACCCUCACCUACAACUGAUCCAGAAACCAGGGUAACUCCAGAGAGAGAACCUAUGGUCCCUCCCCCACCUCACAGUAUUACACCCUCACCUACAACUGAUCGAGAAACCAGGGUAACUCCAGAGAGAGAACCUAUGGUCCCUCCCCCACCUCACAGUAUUACACCCUCACCUACAACUGAUCCAGAAACCAGGGUAACUCCAGAGAGAGAACAAGUACCUAUGGUCCCUCCUCCACCUCGCAGUAUUACACCCUCACCUACAACUGAUCCAGAAACCAGAGUACGCAUGGAAAAAAUGGAAGUACAACUUGCAAAUUUAACAGCCUGGGUGCAAACAGCAGUAGUAACAGGAUCAAGUAGGGAAAGUAGUAUAAGAAGUGGGGCUAGUACAACACCAUCAGAUUUAGGAGACUCUAAGCCACCAAGUGUUGUAGGAAAAGAUGACACAGAGAAAGUCAAUGGUGAUAAAGGUAUAUCAGACAUAUCCUCCCAGUCAUCUCAUCAUACCGUUGUUACACAGAGUAUUAAAGAUGGCAUCCUUAAUGUUGCCAGGCAAACAUCAGAUUUGAAACUAGAUUUAAAACAUUUGCGAAGAAUUCAGCAACUUAAUAAUGAAUCUAUGACUGAUUCUAUCCAAGAAACUAUCAAAAAGAUUUCGAAGGUGCUAACAACAGUUCCUGGAGCUGAACACCAGGUUCUCCGUCAACAACGAUCAGAUAUAGACACACAAUGUAAACAUUACAAAGAUGACGGCAGUAAAGUGUUAAGAGAAUUGGGAGAUUUAGAAUCCUCAGUAGAAGAAAUGAGAGAGGAUGUGAUAUCCAGGCAAUGUCGAGUUAAUCUGGCUGAUGUCGAAGGAAUGGCUCUUGUUCUUAGUCAUGUCACCAAACAUCUUGGAGAACUUAGAUGUCGUUUCCCAGGAUUACAAGAUCAUAUGAAGAAAGUAAUGAGUGGUGAAAUGGAAGUGGUCAUCAAAGAAGAAAAAUUUUUGAAAGAUGAACCUGAUAGAAUUGAAGAAGCUUUAAAGAGAUGUAAAAGGUUAACUGGUACACUUUUCACAUUGAAAAGAUUGGCAUCGGCUCAGGAACAACGUCCAUUACAUGUACCAAGUGGUGACAGAGUAGGAGGUAGGAUAGCUACCCAUGGAGACAGACAGGAAUUGUUAGACAAUAUACAGGCUGUUGUUCCCGAUCAUCAAUCAAGACUACAAAGUAUAAAGGCUGCAGAUGCUUCAAGAGAAAGAAAAAAGAAGAUUAUUACUCAGCAGGAAGCAUUAAAAUUUGGAAAAUCAUUAGAAAAAGCAACAAAGGCAUUAAAAUCUGCUGCUGAGAAAGAAUAUGCUACUAAGCCAAAAUCUAAAGUUGACACAGGUUGUGCUAGUAAAGGACAUUGUGAAGGUCAGGACUCUAAGCCAGACCCCUCAUGUGUCGUCAAACCUCAAUCUACCUCACAAACUCCAUUAACAACGAAAUUCUCUGUUCCACUGACUAGUUCUACAACGGAAAAAAUAGUUCUGUCUAGUUCAACUAAAGGAAGUGAUGGAGCUACUCAGCGAAAACAAAUUGAUGAAAAAAUAGUAAGAACUACAAGUGAUACAAAGGUACCGCCUUCUUCAUUAUCUUCUACUGAAGAAGAAAAUAUUAAAAGGUCAGCUGCUAAAUUGUCCAUUCAGAAAAAUGCAGCACGAGCAGCUUUCUUUAGUUCUCUUACAACACCCCCUACUUCACCAUCAGAGGAAAAAAGGGGGGUAUCUCCUGAUUCAAGAGAUUCACCAACUCGAACGACAAUGGACUACACAGUUCGUAUUUCGCCAUGUCGUUCAACUGUUUCAGGAGCUACGAAGUAUAUUGUAAAGGAUAGUACUAACAUCAAAAGUAGUUCAUCAGCAACACGUCCUACAGCAAAAGUUUCAUUUUCAUCACCAUCGUCAUCAUCAUCAUCGAGUGAUUCUAGUCCUUCACCAAAUUCGCCUAUUUUAGUAAGUGCUAGAGCUUCAAAUAUUCCUAGGUUUUCUGCUAGGCCAGAAACUGAAUCUCGAGAAAAAUUUACAUAUCAAAAAGAGGCAACUGUGCAAAAACCUUCAAUUUUAAAAAGUUCUGGUACAAGAAGUGACCAAAACAAAUCAAAGGAGGUCACAUUGGCAGGAAGUGAGAAAAAUAUUUCUUUUGAAGAUAAACUAGGAGAAAAUUCAAGAUCAAGUGAAUCAAUUCUUAAAAGUAGUGAUCAAGAAAAAUCGAAGGAAAUUUCUCCCUCAAAAGUACAAACAGUGCCAAGAUCUCAGUCAGAAACAGUAUCAAGUCCAUCAAAUAAACCUGAUGUUCGACCAAAGAAAAUCCCUCCUCCGCCUCCUCCUAGACGGAGUAGUAAACUUGUUAGGAGUGGCCCUGGACUGAUGUCUCCAGUUGGUCAGGAUGAAAGUAAAUCUGACAUUCAUGAUUCAAUCAUCGUAGCGGGAAAUAACGAUGGUACAGUGAAAUCUGCAACUACUUGUACUUCUACACCAAAACCUGCUAUUCCUCAGAAACCUUCUAGAAUUACUCGCGAUCGAAUAUUAUCUGAUCAGUCUAAACAGGCAACAGAAAAAAAUACAAAUUUAAACGGUGCAGCCAUUAAACCUAAAUCAUUUGUUGAUGUGAAAAAAGAUUCCGAUGAGUUAGGACAUGAAGAUCGUGAAGGCAGCAUAGAUAGCAGUGCUAGUUCUAGUAGUAGUGAGUCACAACAAAGUGUUGUAGAAAAAGACAGAUCUACAGCUACAACACCAAACGGGGGACCCUCAACCAGGAAACCGAAACCUCCACCACCCGUUAGAAAAUCUAGUCUAGCUGAUAGUUUUGAAGAAAAAUCAAACAGUGGUAAAACUGAUGAUGUAAAUAAAAGUUAAUGAUUGUAAUUAGUAUUACAUUAAAUUCAGGGCUUUGUUGAAAAUAUUUGUUUAUAUACAAAGGCUUAAAACAGAGUGUCAGCAUAUAUUGUCAUAUUAUUUUCUUUAAAUACUCUUACAGAAUUUUCUGUAUAAUUUGCCAUGUAUUGCUUUCACAUAAGCUUUUUCCUAAAAGUGGUUCAGAAUUCUGAUUUUCCCCUUAUUUUAAAUGUGACUAAAUUGAUUCAAAAUAUAGAACACUUUCAAAAGCUUAAAAUAGAGUAGCUUUAAUUUAUCAAUUUUUUGUUGUUGCUAUUGUUAUUUUAAGUUUGCUGGAAAAUUUUUGUAGAUAUUAGUGAAGAAUUGACUUAAGGAAUUAAUGGUUGUUUAAGUAUGGUAUCUCUUACAAUGUCUGUCUGUCUGUCAACAUCUUUGAUUAAGUAGGUCAAUACUGAACAGAUAAAAAAAGUUAUCAAUUUAUCAAAAUAAUGAAUUGGAUAUACAGUAUUUGGUGUAUAAGUUUUAAUUUCCUGGCAAAUAAAAUCUGUAUCUAUAUUUUGUAUGGAUUUAGACAAUGGAUGAAGUUAAAGGUCAAUCAGCAAUAGCAGUAUUCUGAGCUAAUGUCUAAAUUUCGAAAUCUUUGUUAAAAUCAAUUAUUGUUCGAUGUUUUUUUUUGGACAGCCAAAAUAGAAAAUUUAGUACCAUUAGCUGUUUUGAAGAUGAAAAUAUGCAAGGGCAUUCCUUAUCAGCUACUGUUUUUAUCAUACUGCCUUAGGUAUAGCUAUACAUGAACAUCUAGCAUUUUCAUAGACUUAUAACAGAACAAAUAGAUAUCAUGCAUCCAUCUUGUCGAUAUAUUUAAUGUUCAUAUGCUGUGCAUUUAUAUCAUAUUUUAACAUUUCACACUACAAGGAAAGGUAUUAAUGUUUUUACUUUUGAUACAUGUUAUGUUUAUUAAAGGUGCUUAUUUUGUGUAACUGGCAUGUUAUAUAUUUCUAUUUUUUCUUGUUAUGAAACCAGAAGGGUUGUGAACUAUUUAUUUAUACACAAAAGUUAGUGCAAUAUUGACUAUUGGGUUGUUUCCCCUUGUCAUAUACAUAAUGUUAAAUGUACCUUAUUGAAAAAAGGAAGACAUAGACUGUUGUAGGUGAAAAUUCACUCAAUUUUUUCAAUUUCAUUGUUUUUUGUAUAAAAUGUAAUCCACUUCUGUGGAUUGAUGAAAACUUUUGUUUUUUGUGGAUAUAUAUGAUUUUAUAGUAAAUUUGCAAUUCCUUGAAUAUUUGAAUUUGUGGUUUUCCUGUACCCUAAAAAAAAUGAUAUCCAACAAAUAAUGAAUCCACAGUAAUCUUUAGAUUUAAACAAAUCACUUAUUACAAAAUAAGCUACAUAAAAUUGAAAGUAUUUACUAUAACUUUAACAUUGUGAUCAGUCAUGCUAAUUUACUCAGUAUCUUUUUUGUUCCUUGGCUGUUAUGCUAAAAGGAAUACAUUAACAAAGUAAAAGGUACUGAAAGGGAAUUCUUUGGUCCUGUAAUUUUACUGUAUGAAUUAUUUGUUGGAAAACAUUCUCUGGUUGUUUGUCUCUAUUUUAAAUGCUUUUUAAGAAUAUUUGACUAUAUUUGCUUAAUUUUAGCUGAAAAACUAAUUUCAGAAAUGUUAUGGCUUAAAAAUUAACAUGGGUUGCUAAUUAUUUAUUUUUAGCAUGUAUGUUAAUAGGGAAAUAUUAUAAACAGAAAUAGAAAUAUUUUAUAACACUGCUUAUACAAUUUUUUUCCAUCUUUAUACAUGAAGCUAUAAAACUAAAAUAGUAAUUUGUUCUGAUGAAACUAUGGCCCUAAGACUUACAAAAAUCAUGGAAUUUUACUACUUGUGGAAUGAUUCCUUAUUGUCUUUUUAAAUUAUCUUAAAAUGUUGAGCAAUUUUUUGUGUAUGUUGUGUAAUGCUGCAUUUGUUCUUCUUUUGAGAAGUAUGGUCCUUGCUCUAUCUUGUCAUAUUUCUGUGGCAUUCUUUUUUAUUUAAUUUUUUAUUGGUAAGGAUAUGUUCCAAGUAAUUUAGAAAUAUUGAAAUCAAGGAGUUAACAUGACUUUAUCAUUAUUUGUCUGAUUUAAGCUUUUAUGUUUCGAUUUUUUUUCGAAAUUUACAUAUGCUAUCUCAAACGAAUUGUUCUUAAAAGUGUUAUUAUAUUUUAUGAGAUAUUACAAUAACAGGUUCACAUGCCAUGCUUGAGGUGGAUUACUAUGAAUAUCAAUAUGUCUUACAUAGUGCUUCUGGUAAAAAAUACAAAAGAAUGGGAAUUUAAACAAAUAUUAUUAAAAAAUUAAAUCAUGACACUAAGUAUCUCUGCAUUUUAAGGAGAUUAUAUUAUUGAUAUUGAAAUUGUAUCAUGAUGAUGUCAGUUCUAAUAAUGAUUAUGUACUUGCAGAAUAUGAAAUUGUUGAAAGCA
Molecule: messenger RNA, 7650 nt
Organism: Mytilus trossulus (common blue mussel)
Lineage: Eukaryota; Metazoa; Mollusca; Bivalvia; Mytilida; Mytilidae
Exons: 26
Coding region: 1-5229 (1742 amino acids)
Cellular component (GO): cytoplasm
Source: RefSeq, a predicted model, not a curated record